Molecule: messenger RNA, 7119 nt
Organism: Rhodofomes roseus
Lineage: Eukaryota; Fungi; Basidiomycota; Agaricomycetes; Polyporales; Fomitopsidaceae
Exons: 26
Coding region: 1-7119 (2372 amino acids)
Biological process (GO): proteasome-mediated ubiquitin-dependent protein catabolic process; protein polyubiquitination
Cellular component (GO): nuclear speck
Molecular function (GO): transaminase activity; ubiquitin protein ligase activity; pyridoxal phosphate binding
Source: RefSeq, a predicted model, not a curated record
AUGGCACCCACCGCUACUGACCAGACGAGUGCAGCUGUCGCCAAGCCGUCGCUCAAAGCGACGUCCAUCCUGCACAGGACGCCUUGGGCACCGCCCAUCGCGACUUCUGCGCAAGGCAUCUAUGUGACUACAGACGAUGGCCGGCAACUCAUUGAUGCCGUCGGGGGUGCUGCUGUGGCAUGCAUCGGAAACGGACAUCCCGCCGUCACGAAAGCAUUGAAGGAACAGGUUGACAAGAUAAGCUAUGUGUACAACAUGCAACUAUCGAAUGAGCCGGCCGAGGAGCUAGCGAAGCUCCUUAUUGAGCAGAGCAGCGGUGCUUUCGACCUUGUUGGCUUCGUUUCUGGAGGGAGCGAGGCCAUGGAAGGCGUGAUCAAGACAGCUCGCCAGUACUUCUUCGAGACGAAACAGCCUCAGAGGGCGCAAUUUAUCGCCCGUCACCUGUCCUACCACGGCAACUCGAUCGGCACGUUGUCGCUCGCGCACCACCCCGCGCGGCGCAGCCCGUAUGAAGCGAUCCUUGACCAUGAACAUUUCCACCAUGUCUCUCCUGCGUACGCCAAGCGCUUUCAGAAGCCUGACGAGACGGAGGAACAGUACGUUGAAAGGCUGCGGCAGGAACUCGAAGACAAGUCCCUGGAGCUUGGGCCGGAUACCGUCAUUGGCUUCGUUGCAGAGACGGUCGUCGGAGCCACUACGGGCGUCGUGCCUGCGCCGAAAGGUUACUUCAAGGCUAUGAAGUCCGUGUGUGACAAGUACGGUGCACUGUUAAUCCUCGACGAGGUCAUGUGCGGAAUGGGCCGCAUGGGCACAUUGCAUGGAUGGCAGAGCUUUGGUGACAACGUCGCCCCUGACCUUCAAGCUGUUGCGAAGGGCCUCGGAGGAGGGUACGCUUCAAUUGGCGCCGUUCUGUUGUCGAAGAAGGUUGCCGAUGGUAUUCGAGACGCAUCGGGCUUUUGGAUGCACGGCCAUACCUAUCAGGCUAACCCAUUGGCUUGCGCGGCUUCGCUGGCUGUGCAGAAGGUCAUCAUUGAAGAAAAUUUGCUCGAGAACGCGCGGGUUCAGGGCGAAUACCUCGGUUCCCUUCUCCGCGAACGCCUCCAGUCCCCCAACGCUUUCGCAGCGCCGUUCGUCUUCGACGUCCGUGGGGGCGGGGCGUGGUGGGGAGUGGAGUUCGACUUCACGGGCCCGGAGGCGUCAAGGAUAGAUUUCAAAGGCAAGUCCUUCGGUGCGCUGACGCAGACGCGGUGCAUGGAGAAAGGCCUGAUCAUUAUGGGCAUGUCGGGAGGCGCUAACGUUGAGGGUACCGCUGGUGACCAUUUGAUGCUCUCCCCCGCGUACAACGUUACACCGGAACAGGUGAAGAAGAUUGCGGACAUAUUCGUAGAAGCUAUAGAGGAGCAAGAAGCGACCAGUAGCUGCAGUCCAUCCACGUCGCACCCCGAAGAACCGUCUACGUUGGUCCCAGGAUCCUCCACAGACGCCAAGGUCUUGCGCUCGAGCGCGAGAGUGAAAGCUGCCAAACAGAAGGAGAAGGAACGCACCUCUGCGGACCAAGCCACGUCUUCUUCAUCCGUUCCAGCCAAGCGUGCCCGCGAGGCUACCUCAGCCAAGGGCAAGGGCAAGGAAUCGUCUGACGACGCUUCACGGGCGAGCAAGAGAGCACGCCGCGCCACUUACCCCGUCAGUUCCGCAUUAUCAAUCAACGAGCCUUCGACCGAUACCAAAGGCAAGAAGCGAGCUCAGCCCAACAGCUCUGAAGGAGAGGAGAACCUUGCUUCUUCUUCCACCACCACCAAGCGUACGAGAACCACUAGCGCGUACUCCCUCCGAUCCAGAUCGGAAGCUCAAAUAGCGACUGAGAUGACGAAGAAGACGAGAACGACAUCAGGAAAGGGCAAGGCUGCGGCGAAGACUAAAGCCGUGUCAGCUAUGGCCAGUACAUCCCGCGCAGACGAAGACGCUGAGAUGAUGGACGCCGACUGCAUGCACCCAGAGCUCGAACAGCCUAACGAGAAGCUUGAGGCUAUGGACGACUACGCAGGUGGCGAAGAUGUUGCUGAGGAACUUGAUCACAAUGAUGAGGGAGAUGAUCUGGACGAGCCGCCUGAGGAAGAUCAGAGGGAACUUGCGAAGCAGUCAAGCGAUGGUCUGGACGAACCGUCAGCGAUGGCAAUAUUCGGUGACUAUCGUCAGCUUGGGUCAUACAUGAUGGGGUUGUCUAGUCGCCUGAAGACUAUGCUGAACAAUAUCAAGCCCACCGCUGACCCCACCACGCGUCUCCUUACCCUUCAAGAGCUGAGCGAGCUGCUCAGUAUCAGUACGGAAGAUACUCUCGCGGGUUCCUUCCAGGUAGAGUCCUUCGUUCGAGAGCUCGUUCGCAUCCUGGGGGGUACUGGUGGUGAUCCGGAUGAAGAUGACGAUCAAGAACCACAAGACGUUGACGAGGAUGCCGCGCUCGCAGCAGCCCUAGCCAUGAGCGCUGGGGGUGGUGCGUACCAAGGCGACGAGAACUUGGAAGCCCAAGUGCUAGCGUGCAGAUGUCUCGCCAACCUCAUGGAGGCGUUGCCGGGUGUGGCGCACACUGUCGUCUACCACGGCGCCAUCCCUGUCCUGUGUAGCAAACUGAUCGAAAUCUCGUACAUCGAUUUAGCGGAGCAAACGCUCAGUACUCUGGAGAAGAUCUCGGAGGAAUUCCCGAGCUCGAUUGUCCGUGAAGGCGGUCUGGCUGCGCUUCUGAAUUACCUCGACUUCUUCUCCAUCGCUGUCCAGAGAACGGCUCUCCAAGCUGCGUCGAACUGCUGCCGUAACAUCUCAGCUGAGCACUUCCCUAUGGUGCGCGGCGUAUGGCCCACCAUUCGCAAUUGCCUAGGAUAUGCCGAUCAACGACUGGUUGAAUUCGCCUGUCUCUGCGUCAUCCGCGUCAUCGACGCCUUCCACCGCAUUGCUCCUGACAAGCUGGAAAGCCUAGUCGAUGUCGACCUCGUUCGUGCUGUCAACCUGCUUCUCCUGCCCUCUGGCGGAUCGCCGUUGAUCGCGACGGGUACAUUCACUCUACUGCUCCGAGCCAUGGCAACUUCCGCCCGCGCGAGUCCCAAGAUCACUCUCGUCCUGUUGGAGGCCGGCAUCGUGGACACCCUGUAUCAGAUUCUGACCGGCGUCUUGCCUCCCGCCUCUGAAAAUGGCGAGGAGCAGGGCGACGGAAACGGGGGACAAGGCCUUGGCGGUGGGCUUGCGGAUAUGACGGUCAUGGAGAACCUUGCGCAUCGACCAAAGGAUCAAGUAGAAGAAGCGCUCAGCCUUGUCUCGGAACUCAUGCCCCCGUUGCCUAAGGAUGGUGUCUUUGACCACAAGGCAUAUACCGAGAGGUCUUUGUCUAAGCUCAUAAAGGCGAAGGCAAAGGCCGAGCGCGCUGCUGCGCGACAAGCGAUGUCCGCUAUGGCAGCAACUCUGUUAGGCGAGGAUGCGUCUGCCAUCGCAGGAACGUCCACGCCGACCAAUGUGCAGCCCGAGGACGGCGCUUCCCAAGGUUCAGCAGACAGCCAGUCGAUUCAUGAAGGCGACGAGAGCAUGGUUUCGUUGGCAUUGCCGAAAGAGACGACGUCUGAUCGCACGGAGCUUCUGCGAUCUCAGCCUGCCGUCGUAGGACGAUUUUUGCAUCUCAUGGUACCCAUCCUAGUCGACGUUUACGCCGCUAGUGUAAUGGCCCCUGUACGGAUCAAGACGCUCACCGGUCUCCUCAAGGCUGUCAGUUUCCUAGAAGCAGAUGAGCUGGUCCGAGUAUUCAAGUAUGUCCCGAUCGCGACCUUCGCGUCGUCUAUCCUCUCCUCCAAAGACUACCCCAGUCUCGUCAUUGGCGCGCUCCAGAUCGUCGAGGUGCUACUCAGCAAGGCCCCUACAGAGUACAAGCCGGCUUUCAGACGCGAGGGCGUCUUACAUGAGAUCGACCUACUAGCUACUCGGCCCGUGGCAUCAUCGAGAUUUAAAGACAAGGAUAAGGACAAGGACAAGGAGACUGACACAUCAGCACCUACAGAGCCUUCUGCGACGCCUAUGCCUCCUACAAUGGCCGGGUCAAUGCCUGGAGUCAGGAAGAUGACCUCUCUUUCUCUCGAACCUGAUGACGCUAUCACUUGGCGAGCAAGAGUCACACGGUUUAAGUAUCUGCUUGGACCGGAGGAAGAGCAGAGCGACGACUUGUUUGCUACUCUCAAGCGCGUAGUCAACGAGAUCACCAAGCAAGAUGCUUCUGAUGCGGAGCUGGAGUCAGCUCUUGUGUCCUUGGCAGAGUUGUUCGCCUCGCCACAAUCAUCUGUAUCCAGCUUCGAGCUACUGCAGAGCGGCUUGGUGGAUGCUCUAUUGCACCUUGUGACGGAUGAACAACGCCAUGUGAGCAUCGCUCGGCGAAGAGAGCUGCUCUUCCGCGUGUUCACUACACCGAAGUCGAAGAUAGCCGUCAACGACCAGACUCCUCUUGCAACACUGGUCAAGAAAUUGCAGGAAAGCCUGACGAGGAUGGAGUCCUUUGAGGUUGUUACAGUGGCUCAGAGUUCGGAUGACUCCAAGCGAAGCUCACCAUCGCUACUUGCGCGUCAGCUGCGUCUCCGUCUGGUUGCAGCGGAAGAUUCAGACGUGCCGAAGAGCCUCAGCAACAUCGUCGUCUCCAUCCAUGCCAUCGCAACGUUCCAGGCCUUGCAUGAUUAUCUUCGCCCUCGCGUUGCUGGCUCUCUCCCGAGUGGUUCUCGCCUGUCGGGUAUGCUUGCAGCACUCGCCGCCUCUGCCCUCGCACCACCGUCAUCUUCUCGAAGUGCACUUCCCACACCGCCUGCACCCAACCCUGCUGCAUCUGAUCCGGCAAGUAUAUCCCGUCGACGAAGCCUUCGUCUCAGUGCGAAGAAGUCUGGUGCAACGGAUGCUCCUGCUGAACCCACGGCGCCAACGGAAGCAGACACAGCCCCAGACCAGUCGCUACCGAAGCCACCAUCACCACCCUCUGCUGCUCCCGAAGCGACGGAGGCGUCAGCGUCGCCAUCAGCUCCGGACAGCGCAUCAAGUGGUACUGCCGUGCAGGAGCCCGAGUUCGCUGCCGACUUCACGGAUGAUGAGAUCGAUUUAGAUGCUGAGGUCGUUGACGACGAUGAGCACAUGGAGAGUCCCGAUGCCGAUAAGACAGUCACUGUGUCUGUGGGCGAAGACGGAUCGAAAGUAGAAGCACAGACGCCUGACGGAACAAGGGUGCCUACUCCAGCCCCCGUGAAGAGUCGGCCUCCUCUCAGUGGGCGUAACACUGGAAGUACCGGAGGGUCAUACGCUGCCGCAGUCAAGUCAAAACCGAAUGACUGGCACCUCGAGUUCUUUAUGGACGACCACAAACUUCCCCUGGACUUGACGAUCUAUGGUGCCGUUCACCAACAGGAAGGUCGUAAGAAGUCUGGUCAGGCGCUGUCUCCCAGCCUGUUCUGGCAGGGCGUAUACACUGUCAAGUUCAAGAAGGUCCCCGGUCCUGUCCCUCUGUCAGAAUCACGAAGCGAUGAGUUUGGGUCGCGGAGUCGAUCGCCGACUCCCCCGUUGUCGUCACUUCCAGAGGAUGCGCCACAUGGGAAAAUUCUGCGAUUGCUCCGUGUUUUGCACAAGUUGAAUGUGCAGGAAAGCGAACGCCCCGCAGUGCCAGGUUUCAAGCACGUUCUACCAGAGAGUGCAUUCGUCAACAACAAGUUGACGGCCAAACUGACACGGCAGUUGGAGGAACCCAUGAUUGUUGCGAGUUCGUGCCUUCCGGAGUGGGCCCUUGAUUUACCACAGCAUUUCCCGUUCCUAUUUCCCUUCGGUACCCGAUACAACUUCCUGCAGUCGACGUCCUUCGGCUACGCUCGCCUCAUUCUCAAGUGGCAGAGCCAACAGAGCCGUGUUCAGGACAGUUCAAGGCGGGACGACGGCGUGGGCUUCCUGGGAAGAUUGCAGCGACAGAAAGUCCGGAUCUCCCGUCAGCACAUCUUGGAGUCUGCUGUCAAGGUGUUCGAGCUGUACGGCUCUUCGUCGUCCAUCCUCGAGGUUGAGUACUUCGAGGAGGUGGGCACGGGCUUGGGACCUACCCUCGAGUUCUACUCCCUUGUCUCGAAGGAGUUCGCGCGGAAGGACCUCAAGAUCUGGCGAGACGCCGACCCAACACUAUCCGGACCCUAUGUUCAUCAUCCCCUUGGUCUGUUCCCUGCGCCGAUUAAUGUAGAUACUCCGGGCGACGCAGGACAUAAACGUACACACAUAUUCCGGGUGAUCGGGCAGUUCGUAGCGAAGGCCUUGCUUGACUCUCGAAUCAUCGACCUGUCGCUCAACAAGGUCUUCCUCAAACUCGUUCUCGGAGAGGAUGUGCCUCUGACAGUUGACAACCUGAGGCGUGUCGAUCCUGAUUUGGCAGCGUCGCUGGAACAGAUUCAGAGCUUUGCGAGCGCAAAAUCUCAGGCCGAGAAGAUCCGCCGCAAGCUAGGCGUUGUCGAAGAUGUCUUGGUGGAAGAUCUUGCCCUCGACUUCACAAUCCCUGGCUACGACAUCGAACUACGGCCUGGCGGUCGCAACAUCGCGGUCACAUCGGAGAAUGUAGACGAGUAUGUCCACGAGAUCCUCGACGCGAUCAUUGGCAAGGGCGCGGCGCUGCAGGCAAAGGCUUUCCGAGAAGGCUUCUCGAAGGUGUUCCCUAUCGCCGACCUGCAGGCGUUUACGACGGACGAGCUGAUCAUGUUGUUCGGGAACUCGGAGGAGGACUGGAGUCUAGAGACUCUGAGUGAAGCGCUGAAGGCUGACCACGGCUUCAACGUCGAGAGUCGUGCCAUUCGUGAUCUGCUCGAGAUCAUGUCCGAGUUUGAAUCGCCUACUCGUCGCAGCUACCUACAGUUCAUCACGGGAAGUCCGAGGUUGCCCAUAGGAGGAUUCCGAGGCUUGAACCCAUCAUUGACGGUCGUGCGCAAGCCGCACGAGGCUCCGCUGACCGCUGACGACUACUUGCCGAGUGUCAUGACAUGCGUCAACUACCUCAAGCUGCCCGAGUAUUCGUCAAAGGCCGUCAUGCGGGAGAAGUUACACGUCGCGAUGCGGGAGGGCAUCGGAAGUUUCCACCUGUCAUAG